AUGGCAGGCGGUAUCCCAAUCGCAACCCAACCUCUCGAGGGCGGUUUCCUCACCGGUCGCAAACUGAUCUUCCCGAUCGCACUUGUCACCUCCCUCUUCUUCCUCUGGGGGUUCUCCUACGGUCUUCUCGAUGUGCUCAACAAGCAUUUUCAAGAGGUGCUUGGGAUAACACGCCUGCAAUCGACCGGCCUCCAAGUUGUCUACUUCGGUGGUGGUUACCUCUGCUUCUCUCCCAUCGCCGCCGAGGUUCUGAAGCGUAAGGGCUACAAGGUCGCCAUUCUCAUGGGUCUUUCUCUCUACUCGCUCGGCGCUGUCAUGUUCUGGCCCACCGCGAAAUUCUCCAACCCUGACAAUGGAACGGCCGCCUUCGGAGGCUUCAUUGCCUGCACCUUCGUCAUUGCUUGCGGUCUCGCAACCCUCGAAACCUCUGCCAACUCCUACGCUGUCGUCAUCGGUGACCCAACCACCGCCUCUCUCCGUCUUCAGUUCUGCCAGUCGUGGAACGGUGUUGCUUCUUUCAUCGGCCCGCUGAUCGCUUCCAAGUUCUUCUUCAGCGGCGACGACGCUGGCAGCCUCACCAAUGUUCAAUACGUCUAUCUUGCUGUAGCCUGCGCUGGUGUCGCUGUCGCCGUGCUCUUCUUCUUCUCUAAGCUUCCCGAAGUCAGCGAAGCCACGCUCGCCGGCCAGGACGCUGAUGGUCUUGCUGCCGUCGAUAAGCACGGAAACGAGAUCGGCGCCGGUCCUCUCUACAAGCAGUACAACAUGAUCUUCGCCUUCAUCGCCCAGUUCUGCUACGUCGGCGCCCAAGUCACCGUAGCUACCUUCUUCAUCAACUAUGCUACCGAGGCCGCCACCUUCACCUCAUCCCAGGCCGCUCAACUGCUGUCCUAUGCUCUCAUCACCUUCACGGUUGGCCGCUUCGUCGCUACUGCGCUCGCCACCAUCUUUGCCGCGGACUUCAUGAUCGUUGUUUACGCCAUCUGCGCCAUCGCCAUGAAUGCCUACCUUUGCGCCGGCUCCGGCACACCUGCUGUCGGUGUUCUCAUCGCGAUCUUUUUCUUCGAGGCACCCAUGUACCCGACUAUCUUCGCGCUCGGUACGGCGAAUCUCGGGCGCCACACCCGAAGGGCGGCCGGAAUCUUGGUCAUGGGUGUCUCCGGUGGUGCAGUCUUCCCGCCAAUCCAGGGCGCCAUUGCCGAUUCUGCCAGCACCAAGAUCUCCUACAUCGUCCCGCUUGUCGGCUUCGUCUAUGUGCUUGGUUACGUUAGCUUCCACUGGAUGCGCCACGGCUUCAAUAUCUUCGUCAAGAAGAGUAUCGCGGGCAAGCCAUUCGGUGGCGCGACUGGCGGCGCGGUGGAGAACGUCCACUUCGAUGCUGAUAAGGUCGAGACGGUCCAUAUGGACACUGAGAAGAACGGCAGGAUGGUUGUCGUUAAGAGCUAG
Molecule: messenger RNA, 1443 nt
Organism: Coniosporium apollinis CBS 100218
Lineage: Eukaryota; Fungi; Ascomycota; Dothideomycetes
Product: MFS transporter, FHS family, L-fucose permease
Exons: 2
Coding region: 1-1443 (480 amino acids)
Biological process (GO): transmembrane transport
Molecular function (GO): transmembrane transporter activity
Source: RefSeq, a predicted model, not a curated record